This is a messenger RNA of Carassius carassius (crucian carp), 763 nucleotides long. RefSeq names its product phospholipid scramblase 1-like. Gene Ontology annotation, molecular function: phospholipid scramblase activity. The transcript has 7 exons. NCBI's taxonomy places the organism in Eukaryota, Metazoa, Chordata, Actinopteri, Cypriniformes, Cyprinidae. Bases 29 to 763 code for a protein of 244 amino acids. Gene Ontology annotation, biological process: plasma membrane phospholipid scrambling. The record is from RefSeq and is a predicted model, not a curated record. Gene Ontology annotation, cellular component: plasma membrane.
CCCCUGGUAUAAAAGAGGUGAGUUCAACAUGUCUGAGCUUUAUCCUAAUCCAACAGCUGUGCCACCUGCUUUGGAGUACCUUACACAAAUUGACCAGAUAUUAGUCCAUCAAAAGAUUGAGCUCCUUGAAGGAAUUAUUGGCUUUGAGACUAAUAACCAGCAUGAGAUUAAGAACAGCAUGGGUCAAAAGAUCUUCCAUGCUAAAGAAAACACUGACUGCUGCACACGGAAUAUAUGUGGCCCUGUGAGGAGUUUUGAGCUGGAGAUAAAAGAUAACUUUGAUCAGGAAGUGAUUCACUUAAUCCGGCCUUACCGCUGCACAUCGUGCUGUUUCCCCUGCUGUCUCCAAAAGAUGGAGGUACAGGCUCCACCAGGGAAUGCUAUAGGUUACAUCAAGCAAGACUGGCACAUGUUUAAGCCCAAGUUCUCCCUCUAUGACAUGUCUAAAACAAAGGUGCUGUCCAUCGAAGGGCCUUGUUGUGCCAUCAGCUGCUGUGGGGAUGUGAAUUUUGAUGUUACCAGUAAGGAUGGGCAUUCUGUAGGUCGUAUCAGUAAACAGUGGAGUGACUUGAUCAAAGAAUCUCAGGAUAAUUCAUCCAUCAAAGAUAAUUAUGGUGUUAACUUUCCCAUGGACUUGGAUGUGAGGAUGAAAGCAGUUCUGCUGGGAGCAUGUUUCCUUAUAGACUUCAUAUUCUUUGAGCAGACCGGUAACUCUGGACAUCAAUGGGGUGAAGUUGUCAUGAACAGCCUACCGCUUGCUUAA